Molecule: messenger RNA, 2972 nt
Organism: Arvicola amphibius (Eurasian water vole)
Lineage: Eukaryota; Metazoa; Chordata; Mammalia; Rodentia; Cricetidae
Gene: Ect2l
Product: epithelial cell transforming 2 like
Exons: 21
Coding region: 25-2892 (955 amino acids)
Molecular function (GO): guanyl-nucleotide exchange factor activity; protein binding
Source: RefSeq, a predicted model, not a curated record
AGCAGAAGAAAGUAACUUGCUGAGAUGUCACUCAGGAACUUUCCCCAGAGAAGUCUGGAAAUGGAGAGUUUCCACACGAGGUUCAGCACCUGGACUCCUUUUAACAACCGGUCCUUAAACAGACAGCUCUUUCAAGAAAGAGUUACUCUCAUAAGUCACUGGUUUGGCCUCUGGACCCACAAACAACGGCAGGAGUUCUUAUUCACAAUUCUUUCACAAUGCUCUAAGUCACAGCUAAGGUUCAUCCAAGACUGGUUUUCAGAGAGGAAGCAGGUGGCCAGCGUGGAUUUCUCGACAGUGUUACCACGUUCUAUUUCUCUUUAUAUCUUCUCCUUCCUGAAUCCGAAAGACCUGUGUGCAGCUGCUCAAGUCAGCUGGCCCUGGAAGUUUCUAACGGAACAGGAUUGCUUAUGGAUGCCCAAAUGCACGAGGCUUGGGUGGUUUCUGCCCUAUACUCCAACACAGAAUGAAUACGGAGCUUGGAAACACCACUACAUUGCUUGUGUGUCCAGCUUGGAUUGGCUAACACCCAGGGAAGCUGCUGCUGUUUAUGGGACACUGAAUGAACCCAAAACUGAGGAUGAGGAGUUCAAGGAGAGGCAAAGAGAAAAGUGCCUGAGGAAAAUCAUUUGGGAGAAGAUUGCAUUCCGUAAAAAGGCGUUAUUCAAAACUCGACCCCCUUGGCUGAGUGGAACGCGCUGUUCCAAGCCCAUGAGCCUGCCCAGUGGUCCUCAGAUGCAGAGAGAAGGAGCAGGAUUCUAUGAAGCUUUGGAGAGGCAGCUUGUUCUGGCAUCUUUAGAUGCUUUGCCCAUGCGAAGCAAUCUCUCUGGAAGCCACUCCCCCCCUUUCUUAGUAAAGGAAAAUCGUCAUGGGACUGGCAGAACCGAUGACUGCUCUUUCUGUGCCUUGCGACCCUGCGUCAUCCUGAUCUCAUCGCGGAUUCCCGCCUAUGAGAUGGUGGUGGAGAGCGUUAAGGUGGGCGUCGUGACCGUGACCUACGAACACAGUGGUGUGACCUUGGAGGGCCUGCUUCAUCUCCUCGACAGAGCUCUGCAAGGGCGGAAGGCACGGAGCCUGGGAAUAUUUAGCGGUGGAAACAGCCGAGAAAUUGACUUACUCCAAGGCUAUAAAAUUUCUAUUAAAAAUUUACUGUGGCCUGAAGUGAGAGACUUCUGGGAGAAGCUGGGAAGCUAUGUGGCAACCGAAGAAGAGGGGGGCCGGAUAGACCUCUUUGUGCCACUUGGAGCAUCAGAAGCAGGCAUAGAAGUUCUUUCUCAGCUGUCUCAACUAACUGGUACCUUCUUCUCUGCCCCCACUGGAAUCGCGACUGGUUCGUUCCAACACAUUCUUAGUGACUGGCUGGGGCCACAGCAGGACAGGCUGCCUUCUUCUGACUACUUCAGUGAGUCUAAGCUGCAGGCAUGGACCAACUUCACGGACUCCCUGGAAGACACCUUGAAGUCAGUGAGGAAGGAGUUCCACCCACUCUUCAGGAACUUGCGAAGAAGCAUCAGCGGCCAGAUCCUGGGGCAACUUAUGUUUGACUCUCUGAGUGCAGCCAGCAUCCUAGAUAACCAAGAUGCUGCACAGGCUCUGGCGGAUGGGCUGGUGGCACUGUCAAAAGAAGGAUCUGACAAACCUCUGGAAUUUUUGUCAUCUUUUCUGCUAAAGAAAUCUAGUAAAAAGAGCGAGGAAUUUGAAGGAAAUGAUAUUCUGUUAGACUGUGACGUAAAAGUAACAUCGGAUCCACUCACGAAGGAAAGACAUGCCAUAGAAGACAAUUUUCAGGACACAAAGUCUAGUCAAAAGCAAAGCAUCUUGAACAUGGAGGUGCUGCUUAAGCUGGAGAGAAAGCUCCAGAUGGACUCAGUAGAGAAACGAACCCGAGUUGUGAGGGAGCUUGUACAGAGCGAGAGACGGUAUGUGCAGAUGCUGGGAAUCGUGCAGGAAGUAUACGCCAGGCCCCUGAAGGCAGCACUCGUCUCAAACAGAGCCAUUCUGAGUGCUGCCAAUAUACACAUCAUUUUCUCUGAUGUUCUACGCAUCUUAAAUCUCAACAGAGAAUUUCUGGAUAACCUAAGAGACAGACUACAGGAAUGGAGCCCAGCCCACUGUGUGGGAGAAAUAUUCAUAAAAUUUGGAAGGCAGCUGAACACAUACACCAAUUUCUUCAACAACUAUCCUGUUGUUCUGAAAACCAUUGAGAAGUGCAGAGAAAUGACACCAGCAUUCAGAGCUUUCUUGAAGAGGCAUGAUAAUACCAUUGCUACUAAAAUGCUCAGCCUGCCAGAGCUGCUCCUGUAUCCAUCCCGGAGAUUUGAAGAAUAUAUUCACCUUCUCUACGCUCUGAGACUCCAUACUUCCGCAGGACAUGUAGACCGUGGGGAUCUGACCACUGCGAUUGAUCAAAUCAAAAAGUAUAAAGGCUACAUAGAUCAGAUAAAGGAAAACAUCAAAAUGAGAGAGCAGCUGACUCACGUACAGACCAUCAUCUCAGACUGCCCCACUCUAUUGGAAGCAAACAGAUACCUGAUUAGGAUGCAAGAUGUAGUUCAACUUCACUGCUAUGAUGAGAAAAUGGAUUUCCCUUUAAGGCUCUAUGAACAGACCCGGGACCUCAGCCUCUUCCUCUUCAAUGAUGCACUACUUGUUACCAGUCGGGCCACAUCUCAUACUCCAUUUGAAAGGACGUCUAAAACAACCUACCAGUUCAUUGCGUCAGUGGCCCUUCCCAGGAUGUUCAUAGAAGACAUUCCAGACUCCAAAUAUGUCAAGAAUGCGUUCAUUCUUCAAGGUCCAAUGCGUGAAUGGAUCUGUGCUACUGAGGCGGCAGAUGACAAAUUCCUCUGGUUGUCUGCACUCCAAACGGCAAUCAGAAGCAGUAUGAAGUGAAACUAGACUCAAAACAGACAAGAGGGUCUUUGGAAAGUCAGAUACCAGGUUUCCUGCUUCAGAGCAUCUAGUAGUCGUGG